Penicillium oxalicum is the source of this 312-nucleotide messenger RNA. RefSeq lists its product as uncharacterized. The record is from RefSeq and is a predicted model, not a curated record. The transcript has a single exon. NCBI's taxonomy places the organism in Eukaryota, Fungi, Ascomycota, Eurotiomycetes, Eurotiales, Aspergillaceae. The coding region runs from base 1 to 312 and encodes 103 amino acids.
AUGGUCGUUGCUCACUGGGCCGGUCGAGGUGUGCCAUCCAGCGAGGCAUGUCAAGCUGGGUCUUAUCAUUACUGCUUUCGGGCCUCUCACCCGUACUUCGCACUGAAAAGUGGGCGGGGGCGCGAGGGUCCAGUGCGGUGGACUUUGGAUUCGGAAAAGACCCACGGGACUGAGGCAAAAUACAUUGCCACACCAUAUCCCUCCAGUUGUGUUUGGGACUGGGGCGAUGAUUUUGAGUUCCCGGCCACGGGCGAUGAAGCCGGCCGUCGACGCUUGAUUCACGAUGAUGCCAGUGAGGAUAGUAUUCUGUAG